ACGUCCAUGUGCACAUGUAUGUCGUUUAACAGAGUCAUUGUUUGUAUGCGGAUACAUUAGUCUGAGUGCACUUUGACCUGCUAGCCUAGCCUGCUGCUUAGCUUAGCUUGUUAGCUGCUAACAAAGAGAGGCGGAAGUGAUCGACACAUCAAAGCAGAGAUCCAAUACGUCUGUGAAGAACAUCUUCAUCCUGAGCAACAGCAGUGGAGCUUCAGGAUGGAGCCACAGCCCUCCCACAUUAAGAAGGAAGAGGAAUACCCACUGAUCUCCCAUUUUAAAGAAGAAGAGGAGGACCCACUGACCCAUUACUUUAAAGAGGAAGCGGUGGACCCACUGAGCCCUCACAUUAAAGAGGAAGAGGAGGAACACAGCAUCAGUCAGGAAGGAGAUCAUAUUGAAGGACUGGUGGAGUUCCCAGUGACUGGUGUCCCUGUGAAGAGUGAAGAUGAUGAGGUCAAAGGUGAGAGUGAGGAGAAGAGAGAGGCGGAGCCUCCAAGCAGCAGCUCAACACAACACAUGACAACAGAAGCUGAUGGAGACCACUGUGGAGGAUCACAAGCAGACAAGAUCUUAGCUCCACUAUCAGAUAGUGAGGACACAACGUCACACUCUCCUGACACUGAUGAUGAACACUCUAAAGAUGAUGCAACAUGUCACACUGACAACACUCACUUCACAUGUUCUCACUGUCACAAAACUUUUAAAUACCAUAGUUCGCUGAAAAGACACAUGAGAACACACACUGGAGAAAAACCUUUAAUCUGUUCAAUCUGUGGUAAAGGUUUUAUACAAUGGCAAUCUUUCAAAAAACACUUGAGAACACACACUGCCAACCGCUAA
This is a messenger RNA of Nerophis lumbriciformis (worm pipefish), 840 nucleotides long. The record is from RefSeq and is a predicted model, not a curated record. Lineage: Eukaryota; Metazoa; Chordata; Actinopteri; Syngnathiformes; Syngnathidae.